AUGCACAGCACACCACCUCCUCUGUACAAGCUGGUGAAGAACAGCCUGCUGAAGAGUCAGACAAUAGCCAGCACUGCUCUGCAUGAUCUGCCCCCACACAUCUACCACGACUUGUUCAUGGAUGCCUUCAUGGGUGAACACAAUGAGUUCUUGAAGGUGAUGGUGCAGGCCUGGCCAUUCCCCUCCCUCCCCUUGAGAGCCCUAGUGGAUCUGAGGAAAUCCAAGGACGCACACACUCAGUAUGGAGUAAUCCUACCACAACAGAGAAACCUACGGACUCUAAAAGCCAUACUGCAUGGAAUUGAUACGAAGUUGUCUCAGAAGGUUCAGGACAGCAGGUGGAAACUUCAGGUGCUGGACUGGAGGAAUGUACACCAGGACUUCUGGACUGUGACCAUCUAUUCCUCGGCUGCCUUCGAUGUCCUCAAGAUUCUUCGGUCUGUGGAGUUGGACUCAAUCCAUGAGCUGGACGUGUUGAGUGACUGGAGUCCAAAUACCAUGACAGCAUUUGCUCAUAAGCUCAAGAAGAUGAAAAACCUUCACACAUUUCAGUUCAGCACUCUGAGUGCAGGAGUUUCCCUGUCAUUAUCUGAAAAAAAGUGGUAUUCCCGUAUCUAUGCGAACCAUUUAAGACAGCUGCACAGUCUCCGGGAGCUUCACCUAGAUAAAGUCCACUUUCUGCGUGGAAAUCUGCAUAAGAUCUUGGGGAUGAUUUCAAUGAAAUCGUUCAAUUUUGAGACCAUCCAGGUUCUGCUAGAUAAACUCGCCAACACGCUAGAGAACUUGGCGUUAGAGCACUGUGACAUCACAGACUCCCAGAUACUGGCCAUCUUGCCUGCGCUUAGCAACUGCUCCCACCUCAAGACUUUCAGUUGCUAUGGGAACCCCUUAUCCCUGGGCAUCCUUCAGGUCCUGCUGUGCCGAAUUGCUGGACUGAGUCAUUUAAAUGAGUGUCUGUAUCCUGCACCCCUGGAGAGCUAUGAACACAAUAUCCCGACAGAGUCCUUGCACCCUCAGAGAUUUUCCCAGGUCUGUGCUGCGCUCAUAGAGAUCUUGAAGGAUAUAAGACCAUCUCUUAGGAUCAAGAUCUACACCUACUUCUGGGAUUUGUGCAUAAUAUAUAGGCUCCAAAGACUUGAGUCAAAUGGGAACUGGGAAGUCACAGAAGAGCAACGCUACUGA
Molecule: messenger RNA, 1182 nt
Organism: Octodon degus (degu)
Lineage: Eukaryota; Metazoa; Chordata; Mammalia; Rodentia; Octodontidae
Product: melanoma antigen preferentially expressed in tumors-like
Exons: 4
Coding region: 1-1182 (393 amino acids)
Cellular component (GO): cytoplasm
Source: RefSeq, a predicted model, not a curated record